CUUUAGUUGUGGAAUUGUUUUGGUGGGAUGAGGAAUUUGCCAAGACACACGAGACGGAGGAGGCAAUCCAUUUUGGACGCACCACCAAAUGACCCUGAACGAGCGCGAAGCUGGGCUGUUUCCGACGUCCCGACGAAUGCCACGAUGAGAAUGAUCUUGCAUGGAUGUAAGGCCGUCAUUGGAGCUGUUAAGUCUUGUACGCACUCAAUCUAUUCAACUGCCACCUCCGACGGGCGACUGGCAACCGACCUGUUCAGUCACGGCAACCUUCAGUGGGCUAUCUCGUUUCAAUCACUAAAUGCACGGAUCCAUUUGUUUCAACAAACCCUGUCAUUGUCGUAAGUCGAAACCAACGGCACUGUCGUCAUAGCUUUAGUUGGAUGGGCAGGUAGCGAGGGACAUCCGAGGCGUUGUGGUACGAGCGUUUGGCUCGUGUGCACGACGUUUGGCAGGGUGAGAAUACCCGGUGCCGUGGCCGCCAUGUUGGCGUCGACCUCCGCCACCUUGCUGAGGUAGUUGGGCUGGAGGGAUAGCGACCCAGUUGUGUGGAAAUUGGAAGCCGCGACGCACAGCGUUU
Molecule: messenger RNA, 577 nt
Organism: Aphanomyces invadans
Lineage: Eukaryota; Oomycota; Saprolegniomycetes; Saprolegniales; Verrucalvaceae
Exons: 1
Coding region: 28-342 (104 amino acids)
Source: RefSeq, a predicted model, not a curated record